This is a messenger RNA of Cajanus cajan (pigeon pea), 744 nucleotides long. Lineage: Eukaryota; Viridiplantae; Streptophyta; Magnoliopsida; Fabales; Fabaceae. The record is from RefSeq and is a predicted model, not a curated record.
AUGGCAACUAGACUUCAAUUUGAAAAUAAUUGUGAAGUUGGAGGCUUCAGUAAACUUACUAAUGCCUACUGUUUGGUCCCCAUUGGAGGUUCUGAGAACUUCUACAGUGUAUUUGAAGCUGCAUUAGCAGAUGUUAUCCCUGUGGUCAAGACAUCCAUUGCUGGUAUUCGUACUCUUGGUUAUCAAUGUGCUGGAAACAAGAAUGGGCUUCUUGUGCCCCAUACCACCACAGACCAAGAACUUCAACAUUUGAGGAAUAGUCUACCUGAUCAAGUUGUUGUUCAGAGAAUAGAAGAAAGAUUAUGUGCUCUGGGAAAUUGUAUAGCAUGUAAUGAUCAUGUGGCCCUUGCACACACUGAUCUUGAUGCGGAGACUGAGGAGAUUAUUGCAGAUGUUCUUGGAGUAGAAGUUUUCAGGCAAACCAUUGCUGGUAAUAUUCUUGUUGGUAGCUACUGUGCCUUCUCUAAUAGAGGUGGUUUGGUCCACCCUCAUACUUCCAUAGAAGACUUGGAUGAACUUUCUACACUUCUUCAAGUUCCUUUAGUGGCUGGGACUGUGAACAGGGGUAGUGAAGUAAUAGCUUCAGGAAUGUCUGUUAAUGAUUGGAUAGCAUUUUGUGGUUCAGACACCACAGCGACAGAGCUAUCUGUGAUUGAGAGUGUUUUCAAACUCAGAGAAGCACAACCUAGUGCCAUUGUAGAUGAGAUGAGGAAAUCCCUCAUUGAUAUCUAUGUUUGAGUUGUU